Messenger RNA from Selaginella moellendorffii, 3205 nucleotides. RefSeq lists its product as uncharacterized. Bases 36 to 2972 code for a protein of 978 amino acids. Gene Ontology annotation, biological process: peptidyl-threonine phosphorylation; peptidyl-serine phosphorylation. The record is from RefSeq and is a predicted model, not a curated record. NCBI's taxonomy places the organism in Eukaryota, Viridiplantae, Streptophyta, Lycopodiopsida, Selaginellales, Selaginellaceae. Gene Ontology annotation, molecular function: protein serine/threonine kinase activity; ATP binding; protein binding. The transcript has 13 exons.
GGGUUUUAGAGGAGCGUGCGAGUUCUAGGCGGCGUAUGGCGUCGGGGGAGGGCCAUAGCGAGGGAGCGGAGGGGCACGGGGCGCCGGGCCAGGGCCCGGGCAGUGCCAACAAGGCGGAGGAGGAGGAGGAGGGGGAGGAGGGUGACGAUGUGAUCGAUGUCUCUCCCUCAGGCUGCUGCGCCUCGUCGCUGGCGUGCGUCCCAGCUGCAAAGUCCCAGCGGGCCAAGCAAAUGUACGUGUUUGACAACGUUUUCACCCUUUUGCCACGCUCUCUUCUGCAAUUCACGAGCCUCCGGGUCCUCAAGGUCUUCUCCAACGCCGCGCGCUACUUCCCCGACCUUGACGACGACUGCUUCCCCCAGUUGGAGCAGCUCCAGGUGAGGGCAUCUCCACUGGGACUGUCCAGCCUUUUGCCGCUUGGGAAAAUGCCCGCUCUCAAGACGCUCGAGCUCCACCAGCUUCCGCUCCGCCCCUCUGCGUCCUUUCUACCAGCCGAGAUUGCCAACCUCCAGGAGCUCCGACGGCUUUCGGUCUGUCACUUCUCAAUCUCGUAUCUACCACCAGAAAUUGGAUCCCUUCACAGCCUCCAGGAGCUGGACUUGUCGUUUAACAAGCUCAAGCUCUUACCCAAGGAAAUAUCCGGAUUGACAUCACUUAAAUCGCUCAAGCUCUCAAACAACAAGCUGGGGGAGCUCCCUUCGUCUAUUAGUACAAUGCUUUCACUGGCCACCCUUGAUGUUGGCCAUAAUAGACUAACUUCGCUCCUCACACUGGAUCUGCAAGCUAUGACUUCCUUGCAAGAACUAAAUGCUCAAUUUAAUAAGUUGCAAGCGACUGGAGAGAUUCCAACAUGGCUCAGGUGCAACUUUGAGGGUAACGAGUGGCUGCAAUUUUAUUCGGAGAGAAAAAAGGCUAAAGGAUCUAGGAACUCCGGCAAUCGGUCAAAGCUGGGAGUUGAAAGCAGGCGGUGCAAGACAUUGGGGUCUGCGAUACCUGAGGAAAUGGUGCUCCUGGAUUCUGGAAACUACCGGACUGUUGACAAGAGAGGAAGCGCAAACGAGCUUGGGGAAAGUACAGAUUUGCCGCUACAAAGCAAGCAACUAACAGUGACAGAGAAGGCUGGCACUCAUGCAGGUUCGACUCACAAGAGGCUUGGGCAUUGUCCUGUUGAAGGUAAUCCAAAGCCUAGCAAGCGUCGGAAGGCAGCUGAGAAGUUCUCUGAGGUGUCAUACAAGUACAGCAAAGAUUCCUUCUGUGGUUUCGAUGACCAUCUUGUGGAUGGUUUUUACGACGCGGGCAGGGACCAUCCUUUUCUUCCGCUGGAAGCCUUGGAAAAUGAGCAGUUCAGUUUCAACAGGCGCGAGGUUAUACUGGUCGACAGAACCAAAGACGAGGAUUUGGACGCGAUGGCUUCAUCCGCUAAACAACUGCUUGUUAGUCUUGGACCUGGCGGGGCAACAUUUGAGCAUGGUUCGAGUGACUUGUACAACGUUGCAAUGCUGGCCUUGUUCGUGUCAGAUUGUUUGGGUGGGAGCGACAAGACGUUGAAUGUUAAAAUCAUGCGGCGCACUGCACUUGGUUCUACGUCAAGUAUGCCCUUCGUGUGUUCGUGCUGCGCAACAGGGCCAAGCGACAGUGGUGCCUCUUUUUCCGGUGCGCUUCCAAGCAUGCGUACACUCAGUGACGAAGCAAUAAGACAUGUCAAGCUUAAGAGGAACUCCAACGUAGUACCUUUGGGAUCAUUGCCUUAUGGCGUUUGUCGGCACCGGGCAAUACUCAUGAAGUAUCUUUGCGAUCGAUCGAGUCCCGUUAUUCCUUGUGAGCUAGUGCGGGGAUAUUUGGAUUAUAUGCCGCAUGCUUGGAACGUUGUUCUUGUUUGUAGGGGUGGUGUUAACGUCAGGAUGCUUGUCGACGCGUGUCGUCCUCUUGAUAUCAGGCUUGAAAGCGAUCCAGAGUAUUUCUGCCGGUACAUUCCAACCCGGCGGAUACAUGUGCAGCCUAGGGUGGUGGAGCUAGGCAGCGGGACGUUUUUGCCUCUGUUUUACGAGGAGAUUGGUUUUGGUGCUUCCGGUGCAGAGGUUAGGAAAUGCAGCGUUGGAGGUCAUACGGCAGCUGCAAAGAUCCGGCAGCUGGAUUCUGCGGUUGUCAAAGAAUCAUCGGAUGGUGGGUGGCUCAGUGAGUUGCGCAUACACUGUAGCAUCGGAGAGCAUCCCAAUGUUGUCGCGUUCUAUGGUCAUCAGCUAUCGUUUGAAUCCGCUGCGUCGAAUGGCGCAAACAAAAAGCUGGACGCUCCCCAGCUGGUUAUAUUUAUGGAGUAUGUCAAGGGCGGGUCGCUAGACAAUGUUAUCACUCGCUUCUCAAAAGAUGGCUGCCUCUAUACACCGCCCCGAUUAGCAAUAAAUAUUGCUGAAAGUGUAGCUCAAGGUCUGGUUUGGCUUCACUCAAGGGGGAUCAUCCACCGUGACAUCAAAAGCAGUAACAUACUGGUAGAUUUGGAUUCUCCUGACAAUAGACCGGUAGUCAAGAUUUGUGACUUUGAUAGUGCCGUUCCUGUGGGUUCCUCGUCUAUCCACACCUGUUACUUGGCACAUCAUGGUCUACCCCUUACUGAUGUCUGCGUAGGCACUCCUCGAUGGAUUGCUCCAGAAGUGCUGGGUGCUAUGUAUACUCGUCAGCAGUACGGGCUGGAAGCAGAUAUGUGGUCUUUCGGCUGUUUCAUCUCAGAAUUGUUGACACUAAACGUUCCUUAUGCGGGAAUCGGGGACAAUGAAAUUCACAAUCACAUCAAAGCUGGAGAGAGGCCCUCGUUAACGUGGAAGCUUGAUGAGAUUGUCCUUGAGCCAGCCGUUGGCGGCGACAAAGAUUGCCUAGAUGCUUUGAUACGUCUGUAUGAGUCAUGCACAGAGCUUGAUCCUGGCAAACGGCCAACUGCACAAGAAGCUUUGUCGUCUUUACAGAAGCUGGUGGAAUGAGGAAGAUUCAUCAUCCGACCCCAAAAGGCAUUUCUUGUGUCUUGCGAAAGGGAAUAUCGCACAGAUUGUUAUAUACAUUUGGAGGCUAUCAACAAUUGAAGUUGAAGCAAAGCAGGCAUCAAUGAAGAUGGAAAGGCAAUCAACCGAUGCCUUUGAUUCGCGAGCUGCCUUUGCUGCAAGGGAUACCCCGUUGGAUCCGAUUUAUGGGUCUAUAAAAGUUAGCUCUUUCAUAA